This is a messenger RNA of Fundulus heteroclitus (mummichog), 831 nucleotides long. RefSeq lists its product as uncharacterized. Bases 55 to 831 code for a protein of 258 amino acids. The transcript is spliced from 4 exons. Lineage: Eukaryota; Metazoa; Chordata; Actinopteri; Cyprinodontiformes; Fundulidae. The record is from RefSeq and is a predicted model, not a curated record.
CUUUCUGGUUUGGUCUCCGGUUGAACUCAGGCCGCCGUUAUCAGUUUGUCUCCCAUGUUGAAUGAAAACUACUUCAUCUGCGCCGCGGUCCUUCACCCCACGUCACGCCCACAUCCAGCUCCUGAUUGGUUGUCAGGAUACGACAAGACACAACAGUUUGGAUCUUUCAACUCCAGCGACUGUCGCUUCGCAUCCAUCGUCUCAACAGGCCAGGCUCUUCAGCUCUCCAUCCGCGGACCUUUGUGUCCUCACUGUCGACUGCUGAGUGGAAAGGAGUGUGUUUUUGUGACACUGGCCAUGUCUGUCAACUCAUCCUUCAGUGAGUCUUCUGUUCUGCUUCCAGCCUCCAACUCCUCCAACGUCCCCUUUUACUUCGCAUGUCAGCAGUUAGUAACUAGAAUAAUAAUAUAUGGCGUGUUCGCUACUAUAAACACCCUGCUCCUGCUCCCACUCUACAUCCUCGUUCUCUAUUUGGGGAUCCAGCAAUGGUGGAAUAAGCGCUUAACCCCCGCGGCGAGGAUGAUGAGCCCCUCUGACUUCUUCACCCUCAACAUGAUGAUUCCAGAGAUUAUUUGCAAUGUUGGAUCAGUUCUUCUAACUUUAGGCUUUCACCUUGAAAGAGACCUUCUGCUCCUGCUCGGUCUGUUUCUGUUUUCUAUCAUUUUACCUGGACAAAGUCUGUUUCAUGUCCUGACCUGCGUUGAUCGCUAUCUGGCUGUUGUUCACCCCAUCGCCUACAUGCAGAGAAAAGAAACCCACGGCGUCCAAAUUAGAAACAUCAGCAACGUCUGCGUUUGGCUGCUGUGCUUUGGAUGGAUGGGGAUGUUUUAG